UACAUGUGACUUUGUUUACAUUUUUGUGAGAAGCUUAUAAACAAGAUUUUUCAUCUAAAUUUAAAAUUUGAUUUAGUUAAGCAAUUGAGAUCGAUCAAUGUUCAAUUUAUUAUCCGUGUUAAUCUGAUUAUUGAAUUUAUGUGUGUACAAUUAAGCAAUGACAAGUCAUUUAAUUAAGUCUUUAAAAUGGAAACCAUUAUCUAUUUAUGCUGGUCUUGGUUUUAUCGGUUUUCAAGGAUAUCGAAUUAACAAAGCCCGCUUCAAUCAAUCAAUUGAUUUCGAUGAUACUAGUAAUAAUGAAUUUUCAUCAGAACCAACUAAAUUUGAAAUUUCCCUUUUAAAAUUACUACCUCUUCGUAUCGCUUCCAGAGUUUGGGGCUUUGUAAAUUCUAUCAACUUACCUGAAGCUCUUAGAGGACCAAUUUUACAAGUUUAUGUGAAAGCAUUCAACUGUGAUCUUAGUGAAGCUGAAAUUGAAGAUUUGAAACAUUACAAGAAUUUACAACAAUUUUUCACUCGUCCUUUAAAAUCUCACGUAAGACCAAUUGCUGAACAUAGUUUGACUUCGCCCUCUGAUGGAACCAUAAUCUGUUUUGGACCCAUUGACGACCAUGAAAAAGUUGAGCAGGUUAAAGGAGCAACUUAUUCACUAUCCUACUUCUUAGGUCCUACAACUUGGUUACCUGAAGAGCAAAACAAUGAUACAGAGAAAAGUUACAGAUCAAAACUCUUAGUCAAUGAAACUGCCAAUAGACUAUAUCAAUGUGUUAUUUAUUUAGCCCCUGGUGAUUAUCAUAGAUUUCAUUCCCCGGUAAAUUGGCAAGUUAAAUUUAGAAGACAUUUUUCAGGUAAAUUAUUUAGUGUUCGACCAACAUUUGCCAAUUGGAUGCAUGGUUUAUUCCAGUUGAAUGAACGAGUAAUUUACCUUGGUGAAUGGGCGCACGGAUUCUUCUCUCUUAGUGCCAUCGGUGCAACAAAUGUUGGAUCGGUUAAAAUAUACUUUGAUUAUGAUUUACGGACAAACAAACCUUUUUGCAGAAAAUAUCUUUACAAAGAUAAAGUCUUCAAUGAGGACAUUUUUCCAUCCAAAGGAGAACCUUUCGGCGAAUUCAAUCUUGGAUCAACAAUUGUUUUGAUCUUCGAAGCACCUAAAGAUUUCAAAUUCAACCUUAAACUAGGACAACGAAUUAAAUUUGGUGAACCUUUAAUAACCUAGCUGAAGCAAAUGGAAAUUCAAAAUAUUGUUCAAUAAAUUUCAAUUGUAAUUGACUAUUA
This is a messenger RNA of Tetranychus urticae (two-spotted spider mite), 1275 nucleotides long. Its product is annotated as phosphatidylserine decarboxylase proenzyme, mitochondrial. Lineage: Eukaryota; Metazoa; Arthropoda; Arachnida; Trombidiformes; Tetranychidae. Gene Ontology annotation, biological process: phosphatidylethanolamine biosynthetic process. The record is from RefSeq and is a predicted model, not a curated record. Gene Ontology annotation, cellular component: mitochondrion. Gene Ontology annotation, molecular function: phosphatidylserine decarboxylase activity.